AUGACGUGUAACGAUAAAGAUGCGAUAUUUGAUACAAUUUCACUAGAAAUUGCACAAUUUAAUUUACUACUGAAAUUUGUGAUAGCCGCAACACAACUUGAUAAGUUAUCUAAGUUGAACGAAAUUGUCAAGGGACCGUAUUUUUGCCCAAAAAGUAAAAGGGAUGAAGAAUUUCUUAUAGCAAAUAAAAAGGGAACAUUUAAACUGAUGUUGUUUAUAUAUACGGGAAUGAGUGUAGGUGCUGAAAUUUGGGUACUUUCUUAUGUGAUGAAGCGAAAAGAAAACAUAAAUUCACUUGUACCCUUCUACUUUCUACGCGACUCAACAACAUGGUCAAGUUAUAUUCUUUCAGCAUUUCUAGAAACGCAUAUCAUUUUAUGUUUGACAUUCGGCCACAUAAGCUAUGAUAUGAUUAUAGGACUCUAUUACGCACAAUCAAUGGUGCAACUGAAAAUACUGAAGUACAAUGUGGAACGUCUUUUUGACGAGUUUGAUAUAGACAGGGAAAAUACAACUAGUCUUCAAGGGAAAUAUAUAGAUAUAAAUAACCCUCAAUUGAAAGAGAAUUUUAUAUAUUAUGUGAAAAAAUAUGAAGAAAUUACAGCGGAUAAACUCUCAGUACCAUUCUUAUUUUCAAUGACUUUAACUAUCAUGUAUCAAUCUCAAGUGUUUUUGUAUUGCUAUUAUGGAAGUUUAGUUGAAUACGAGAGUCAGUCGGUGUGUACAGCCUUGUAUAAUAGCAAUUGGUUAUCAACGUCACCUUCAUUCCGUAGCAAUGUACUUAUCGCCAUGAUACGCUGGACAGUACCUAUAGAGACUCGGGUGGCGGCUGUUGUACCUUUAUCUCUGAAUACAAUGAUUUCGGUAAUGUAUCUUCAUCUUACUUCUUUAUGA
Achroia grisella is the source of this 894-nucleotide messenger RNA. RefSeq lists its product as uncharacterized. Gene Ontology annotation, biological process: sensory perception of smell; detection of chemical stimulus involved in sensory perception of smell. The record is from RefSeq and is a predicted model, not a curated record. Gene Ontology annotation, molecular function: odorant binding; olfactory receptor activity. Gene Ontology annotation, cellular component: plasma membrane. NCBI's taxonomy places the organism in Eukaryota, Metazoa, Arthropoda, Insecta, Lepidoptera, Pyralidae. The transcript has 6 exons. The coding region runs from base 1 to 894 and encodes 297 amino acids.